Molecule: messenger RNA, 1621 nt
Organism: Poecilia latipinna (sailfin molly)
Lineage: Eukaryota; Metazoa; Chordata; Actinopteri; Cyprinodontiformes; Poeciliidae
Gene: pinx1
Product: PIN2 (TERF1) interacting telomerase inhibitor 1
Exons: 7
Coding region: 68-1165 (365 amino acids)
Cellular component (GO): nucleolus
Molecular function (GO): telomerase inhibitor activity; nucleic acid binding
Source: RefSeq, a predicted model, not a curated record
GGGAAAACAUUGUCUUCAGGCAUAUUUCUGGGAUCCUUCCUUUGCGUCAUCUGUUAAAGGACCCAGGAUGUCCAUGCUCGCUGAGCCCCGCAAGAAACAGAAGUGGUCUGUAGACCCUAGGAACAGCGCCUGGAGCAAUGAUGACAGCAAAUUUGGCCAGAAAAUGCUGGAGCAAAUGGGCUGGUCCAAAGGCAAAGGACUGGGGAGGAGUGAGCAGGGAUCAACGGAUCACAUAAAAGUAAAAGUUAAAAACAACAAACAUGGGCUCGGAGCAAAUGCCAGCCAUGAGGAUAACUGGAUUGCUCACCAGGAUGAAUUCAAUGAGCUUCUGGCUCAGCUGAACGACCACCAUGGUCAAAACACAAGUAACGAAGUUCCUCCAGAUGAGAUGAAGAGCUUCAGUCUGGAAGAAAAAUCAAAGACUUCUAAAAAGAGGGUUCAUUACACAAAAUUCACAAAAGGCAAGGACUUAUCUUCCCGUAGUGAAACAGACCUUAACUGCAUCUUUGGGAAGAGGACCAAGUCUACCAAAGACCAAGAACAGGGGAGGAGCAGGAGCGAGUCUCCAGUCGAAUCAGAGGAAAGUGGGACUAAGGCUUCUUCUGAACUUGAUACUGAGUCAAUAACCAAGACUGUGACAAGUUCUCUGAGCAUGCAGGAGUAUUUUGCGCAGCGCAUGGCACAGUUGAAGAAGCCUCGUGGCUCUGAAGGUUCAGCAUCUUCUGUCAAAGCGGAGACUACCGAAACAUCAAGCCCCACUGAGGAGCUCAGUCCAGUCCGUAGCAGCAACAAUGAUGCUGAAAAGCCCAAGAAAAAUAAGAACAAAAAGCUAAAAGAGGAGCUAGUGGAUGUAGAAGAGAAGUGCAGUGUCCCAAUCGUACUAGAAGAAAAAGAAAACGAGGAGAAAGCGUGUUCAAGAAAGAAAAAGAAGAGGAAGACUGCAGAAAUCAUUGAUGAAAAUGAAAACUCUAGCUCUGCCUGUGUUGCGGAGAUGAACUGUGAAAGACCAAGUCUCUCCAAGAAGAAAAAACCUAAACACAUAGAGAAGCAGCUUAUAAAUGUUCAUGAGGGCGAGGAGGCCCACGAUGGAGCAAAGGAGUGUGAGGAGGAACUGGUUACUAAAAAAUCCAAGAAGAAGAAAAGGAAGAGAGAAAAUCAAGACUAAGGUGGAGUUUAGGUUUUGGUUAAAUUUGUCCACCUUCCAAAAAUGUUUUACUUCACUUGUACACUUGUCCUAAUUCCCACCUUUUUAAAUAUAUUUGUGACCAAAUGAAAUCUCUAGCACAUGAACAACAAAUGAAUAAACUGUUAAGGCACAUUAACAUGAGAUGUUUAGCAUCUGGCUUAAAUGAGCUCUUCCUGAAACUUGUAUCUCCUCAUUAAAUAUGAUUCAGGGGGGAAAGAAGCUGUUUUCACAUUUAUUCUUUUACUAUUUGCAUGCAUUAUUAUUUAUGUACAAAACUCCAUAUUCUCCAUGUCUCGCAGUUUAUCACUUGUUUCAAAAACUGAAAGGAAAGUGGUGAGCAAUGUGAUACAUCUGAUGCUUUGGCAUGAUGCGCCUUUUAAAACGAGCCAUUCUUUGAAAUGUCGAAAUUUUUCUAAAUAAAUAUGGUCACACACA